CCUUCGAACACACAACUCAAUCCUUUAGCAAAAAAAAAAAACACACAACUCAAUCCUCAUUGGCUCUCCUUUGACAGCCAUGGCUUGCACUAAGCUUGUCGCUCUUGCCUUCGUAGUUAUGUUAAGCAUUGCUCUCUCUGAGGCAGCUCGGGGCGGGGGCGGGGGCGGGGGCCGUGGCGGCGGUGGAGGUGGCGGUUCUGGGAAUGGCUCCGGGUCCGGCUAUGGUUCCGGAUCUGGUUAUGGUGAAGGAGGUGGAUCGGGGGCCAGUGGCGGAGGAUACGGAAGAGGCGGGGGUGGUGGUGGUGGCGGCGGCUCCGGCGGUGGGAAUGGACGCGGGAGUGGGUCAGGAUAUGGGUCCGGCGGGGGGGCUGGAUACGGUGAGGGAGGCGGUGCUCAUGGAGGAGGGUAUGGAAGGGGUGGCGGAGGCGGCGGCGGUGGAGGUCGUGGUUCUGGCUCUGGGUCGGGCUACGGUUCAGGCUACGGAUCCGGGUAUGGGAGUGGUGGGGGGCACGGUCACCCUUGAAUCAUAGAGCAACAACAGCUGCAUGAAGCCCUACGUGUUCUUUCUGCUUCUCCUCUUCGUGUGUCUUUGUAAUUUUCUUUUAAUAAUAUAAGCGUGUGUUAGAGUAGUUUGUAAUGACUAAAGGUUCGGGAACUAGUUUCCCGUUGUGAUAAAUAAACGAAGGGCUUCUGUUCCUAAAUAAAGUGGCGUUACUUUUACGGAAAUGAAAUUAUGGAUUUCCUUGACUACCA
Messenger RNA from Phoenix dactylifera (date palm), 753 nucleotides. NCBI's taxonomy places the organism in Eukaryota, Viridiplantae, Streptophyta, Magnoliopsida, Arecales, Arecaceae. The record is from RefSeq and is a predicted model, not a curated record.